Molecule: messenger RNA, 1056 nt
Organism: Camellia sinensis
Lineage: Eukaryota; Viridiplantae; Streptophyta; Magnoliopsida; Ericales; Theaceae
Source: RefSeq, a predicted model, not a curated record
UGUAUGAGCGAGGCUACAUUAUAACGUUUUCGUGAACCGUCUCCAAAUAUGGUAAUGGAAGAAGACAGGGCAUAGUCCCCGAUAGAGUACAUUGAUUGACAAUAUGAAGAAGAGCAAGAGUCUCACAAGCUGUCAAGAGCGAGAAGCAAGUAAAUUGAAGAAGAGAGAGAAACAAUCGAUCAUCGCCUUGUCAUUGUUGCGAUUAGGGUUAGGGUUUGUCUUCUUACUCUCAGUUUUCUAAUGGCUUCUUCGAAUGCUCAGCAAAACGCCGCUAAACCUGCUCUGAGAAAGCCGGUGUUCGUCAAGGUCGAUCAACUCAAGCCUGGGACGAAUGGUCACACUCUGAUCGUGAAGGUUCUGAAUGCGAACGCUGUGUUGCAGAAGGGCCAAUCGGUGUCGCAGCACCUCCGCCAGACCCGCAUUUCCGAGUGUCUCGUCGGUGACGAAACCGCCUCGAUCCUCUUCGCCGCACGCAACGAUCAAGUUAUCUGUGUCAGGACUUUCAAAAUGGAUGAAGACUAUAUUUUGAAAUAUAAUUACCAUGGCGGCGCUUUAUGCAUUGCAGAAAUUGAUUUGAUGGAGCCUGGUGCAACUGUCGUCCUCCGAAAUGCAAAGAUUGACAUGUUUAAGGGAUCCAUGAGGCUCGCAGUUGACAAAUGGGGCCGAAUUGAGCUCACUGAACCUGCUUCUUUUGUUGUGAAAGAGGACAACAAUCUCUCCCUUAUUGAGUAUGAACUUGUGAAUGUUGCGGAAGACUGACCGCAACCUUUUGGAAGCUGCAAUGAAAUAUAGAGAAGAUUCGAAAUCUAAAAGCCGCAAUAGUUUGGUUUUGCUGUACUUUCUGUUGACAGCUGCUUUUGUGGUUAGUAGUACCCCUUCUGUUUUCUUUCUUUUUUAUUUCUUACUUUUGAAAGAAUGGAUAGUUUGAAAUUGGUUUAGAAUCCGUUGUGUUGGAAGAGAAAGCUCAAUGCCUUGCUGGACAUGGAAGUGUAAAAAGAAAAUUCUGGUGUUUAUGAAAGUGGAUCAUAUUGCUUUAAAUUACGGUGUUUAUUUUUA